Messenger RNA from Leishmania major strain Friedlin, 192 nucleotides. Its product is annotated as cytochrome b5-like protein. The record is from RefSeq and is a predicted model, not a curated record. The transcript has a single exon. NCBI's taxonomy places the organism in Eukaryota, Euglenozoa, Kinetoplastea, Trypanosomatida, Trypanosomatidae. The coding region runs from base 1 to 192 and encodes 63 amino acids.
AUGGCCGUCGUUGCCGAUUCGAGGGCGGAGCGCUUGCCAUGCGCCGAUGUGGCGAAGCACAACACGAAGGCGAACCACUGGAUUGUGAUGCACAACCUCGUGCUGGAUGUACCGAGGCACAUGCUGCUUCACCCCAGCGGCAAGCGCAUCCUCUUUGACUACGCCGACGAGGACUCGGUGAAGGGAUUCUAG